AUGGGCAAACGUAAUCGUGCUGCCUUACUACCUACAAACCUUCCACAACUUCAAAACUUGAUAAAACGUGAUCCACUUUCGUACAAAGACGAUUUUCUGCAACAAUAUAGACACUAUGAGUCUCAGUUGUCGAUAUUUAAGCUGAAACCUAGUGAGGGGACUGAAGAGUUUUCAUGUCUUAUUAUUUUUAUUGCACAGGUAGCAGAUUGCUAUCCACAGGAAACCUCUACUUUCCCACAAAACGUAAUUGACAUACUAUCAGAAAACUAUCAAAUAAUGCACCCGGAUCUUCGAAAAACGCUGGUCCAGAGUCUUGUUAUGUUGCGUAAUAAGGAUAUUAUUCCAAGUAGUAGGUUGUCUAUUAUCUCUCUUCUUCAUCUUAUUCCGCGCACACGACAAGCAACUUCGCGACUCAUUAUACAACUAUAUUAUCGCCGACAUAAAAAACGCGAAUGUGGUGGUCGAGGUGGUGUAAAUAGUGGCAGUAUGUCAUCGUGUGGAUCAACAAUGAGUGAUCACGCCAUUGCGGCAAAAAAAAGUUUGGAUGUUUGUAUUGAACUGUAUAGAAAAGGAAUUUGGAAUGACGCUAAAACUGUCAAUGUUAUAUCGGAGGGGUGUUUUCACAGCGUGACAAAAAUCAAAGUGGCCGCUAUACAAUUCUUUUUGGGCAAUGAUUUAGAUGAUGCUAAUGGUAGUAGUGAUGACGAGGGCGAGACACCUGAUAUCAAACGCCUCCAACAUAUCAACCUAAUCAACAAAAAAAAGAAAUCUACGUCUCGAAAAAUGGAAAAGGCUAAAGCCGUACUAAAAAAGCAAAAUAAGAAAAAGAGUAAACCGGAAACUUUUAAUUUCUCGGCUCUGCAUCUGAUAAACGAUUCUCAAGGAUUUGCCGAGAAACUUUUUUCAUCCUUGCAAAAAUCAUCCAACAAUGAUCGCUUCGAGGUCAAACUAAUGACCAUGAACCUUAUAUCGCGCAUUAUCGGUGUGCAUAAGCUUACAUUGUUGGGUUUCUAUCCAUACAUUAUGCGAUAUAUUCAGCCUCAUCAACGCGAUGUGACAAUGGUGCUGGUGGUCCUUGCGCAAGCUACUCAUGAAUUAGUGCCGCCGGAUACCCUUGAACCGGCAUUGAAAGCAAUUGCUAAUAAUUUCGUGUCUGAUCAUUGUGCGUCAGAGGUCAUAACCGUUGGACUGAACGCUAUUAGAGAAAUUUGUCAGCGUCAACCACUCGCAAUUGAUGCUACACUACUACAAGAUCUUACAGAGUAUAAGUCAAGUAAAGAGAAAAGCGUUAUUAUGGCUGCACGGUCGCUAAUCGGAUUAUAUCGGGAAGUUAAUCCAGAGAUGUUAAAAAGCAAGGAUCGCGGAAAAGAAGUUAGCAUGAAUAUUAAAGAAUUCAAACCACUACAAUAUGGAGAGGUUCGUUCGAUCGAUCGUAUUGCAGGAAUUGAACUUUUGGAAGAGUAUAAAGAACGAACACAACAGGAGGGUGGUGUUGUGCAAGAUGAAUGGGCAGAAUGGGAAAUAGCAUCAUCAUCAGAAAACCCUUCCUCAGAUGGAGAGUGGAUUGACGUGACCUCAGAUGGCAAUGAUAUUGUUAUUACCGAUAAUAGUAACAGUAAUAGUAGUGAGGAUGAAGCGGAUGAGGAUGAAAAUAAUGAAGCAUCACCAGAUGGAAAAACUGAUACUCCUCAAAAUAAAGAAAUGAUAUCAGAAAAUAGCAAAGAUACGCUGAAAAUCGAAAACCAACAAAAACCUAAAAUGUCUAAUCUCGCUACGACCAGGCUUCUCACCCCCGCAGACUUCGCGAGACUAGAAAAAUUACGAUUAGAACAAGCAGCACAAGUGGUCGAAGGAAGCAGCAACAGAAAGCGUAAACGGGAUACUUCGACAACGACAGCACAUGACGAUUUUAUCGACGUCAAUCAAAUCACCGGCCCUCGAAAGAAAGCAAAGCAGGACUACGAAGAACGUCUAGAGUCGAUUAAAGCAGGUCGCGAAGGACGUGAGAAAUAUGGGUCGUCUAAAGGCAAGAAAAAGCAGGAAGGCGCUAGCAAGACUAAUAAAGAGAAGGCUAAAAAUAAAGCGUUUAUGAUGGUUGUGCAUAAAAAGAAUGUUUUGUGCAAAAAGAAACCUAGCUUGCGGGAGAAGCAGAUGCAUAUGACGAAAAAACGAUAUAAAUCAAAGAGAAAAUAA
Ambispora gerdemannii is the source of this 2193-nucleotide messenger RNA. The record is from the annotation of a GenBank genome assembly. NCBI's taxonomy places the organism in Eukaryota, Fungi, Glomeromycota, Glomeromycetes, Archaeosporales, Ambisporaceae.